This is a messenger RNA of Drosophila busckii, 1289 nucleotides long. Its product is annotated as cytochrome b reductase 1. Gene Ontology annotation, molecular function: oxidoreductase activity. The transcript has 4 exons. Bases 204 to 1208 code for a protein of 334 amino acids. Lineage: Eukaryota; Metazoa; Arthropoda; Insecta; Diptera; Drosophilidae. The record is from RefSeq and is a predicted model, not a curated record.
UGAAAUCAUUUGCGCAUUGCACUUUGAAGAGUUCGGUUGUAAUUUGUGCUGAGUGUGUUGUGUGUGUGUGUUUUGCAGUUUACGUUUUAUUAACUGCGUUGUGGGUGUGUCAAUGUGUCGUGUAUUCACCUAAGCAUUGUAAUUGCAUGCAAAUUAAAAAUCCAAGCAAUUAGUGUUAUUGAUUGAAUUAAAAAGAUAUAAAAAUGUCAAAGGAUUUGGAUAUUGAGCAGGCGGCACAGGUGACGGCGACGGCGACAGAGACAGCGUCGAUUGAGGUGCCAGCCAAGCCAGUUGUUGUUGUGGAGCUAAAGACAGAGCUAAAGCCAAGUGCGGCAAAUGGGGAUAACAAUAGCCAGCAGCAAGAUGCCGCAGCAACAACAAUAACAACAGUGACGACGACGACAACAACAGCAACAGCAGAACCAAUGCAGCCAAAAAUUGAUGUUGUCGAUGCAGCUGCAACUAAAGGCGGCACCAAGUCCAAUAUGGAUCCAGCGCUGAUUAACUUCAGGGUGCUCUAUGUGGUCACACAGCUCUGUGGUCUGACUGUCAUUGUGCUGGUGGGCACCUUGAUUGGUCAGCACUUUGGCGGACUGGGAGGCACGGCUAAUCCCAAGCAGGAGUUCAAUUGGCAUCCAUUAUUUAUGACCAUUGGCUUUAUCUAUCUGUAUGGCAAUUCCAUAUUGGUGUAUCGCGGCUUUCGCACCACGCGCAAGAAGACGCUUAAGCUCACCCACGCUGGCAUCCAUAUGGCCGCCUUCAUCUUAACGGUGAUUGCGCUCAAGACUGUCUUCGACUCGCACAAUCUGGCCGAUCCGCCCAUACCCAAUAUGUAUUCGCUGCAUUCGUGGCUGGGCCUGUCAGCGGUAUUAAUCUUUUGUCUGCAAUAUGUGGCUGGUUUCAUGGCCUUUCUAGUGCCGGGCAUGCGUGAGAAUUAUAAGAUUGCCCUAAUGCCGUUGCAUGUCUAUUUCGGUUUGUUUGGCUUUGUGCUGGCCAUUGCCAGCGCUUUAAUGGGUUUGACUGAGAAGGCCAUAUUUGCAAUUCCCAACUAUGCCACGCUGCCUGCUUCGGGUGUGCUGACCAACAUUAUUGGCGUACUCUAUGUCAUCUUUGGCUCACUUGUUGUUUACCUGGCCACCGAUCCCGCUUACAAGCGCAAGCCCAUACCAGAGGACACCGCACUGCUCACUGGUGCCUCGCAAGAGUAAAAAGCUAUAACAAAAAGAAAACUGUGCACAAAACAAACAUUUUUGACGUUACUACCAGAAAAAAGUAUAAAAAAUAACGCG